This is a messenger RNA of Acromyrmex echinatior (Panamanian leafcutter ant), 2803 nucleotides long. RefSeq lists its product as hypothetical. Lineage: Eukaryota; Metazoa; Arthropoda; Insecta; Hymenoptera; Formicidae. The record is from RefSeq and is a predicted model, not a curated record.
GACGAUGAGGGCCGCGCGUGCGAUCAGUCUGAAAGUCAGCGAGCGCGAGCCGCUGAUCGUUCUCGGUUGAUUCUUGGCGAGCGAAACAAGAGCAGGGGACCGAAUCCAGCGCGCGUCCCAAUCAUUUGACAUACCGUGAUCGAUAAGGCGACCCGCCUCCAAAUCAACAGCGUCCGGCAACACCGAUUAAACUUUAAACUUCCAAGAAUUCUAUCGAUGAUAUUUCAUGGAAAAGAAUUCCGUUAAAAACUGACAGAGGCAUAGAGGCACGAGACACACGGAUAGAAUCUUUAAAAGGUGGCACGGAGGGUGUCUUCGAGGGAGAAGUAUUCAAACUCACUCGCGCACGAUUUAAUUUCUGGCAAAAGUCAUCGAUGGAAAAAAAUUUUCAGAACGCUCCACGUCGCAUUUAGCCACGGACGGAGUAUUCGACGCGAUAUCGGGCUCAUCAACCGACACCUCGCUGCAAGGACGCAGAGGAGGAUACCGUCGUUCACCGUCGUUCACCGUCGUUCACCAGUGCCGCCGAGAUGAAGAAGCGUCGCGGAUAAGAUUGAGCUUGACGAGCGAUUUGCGAUGAUAGAGCGCGAGCCGCGGUCAGGAGAAGCGUGCACGCCGAUAUCCGCUCGGCCGUUCUCCGGAUAGCGAGAUAGGAAACGGGUGUUCGUUAACGACGCGCAGAGAACUGGAUCGCCCCAGCUCGCCUCCUUCUCGCUAUCCUUCUCGUUCCAUUUUUCACGGCCGACAAUGCGCGCCGGAUAAGGUGUCCGUGUUCGCGCGUGUACGCGCGUGUACGCGCGUGUACUCCUCUUUCUUUCUUUCUUCACGCCCGAAAACCGGGCGGGACAGAGGGAGAUAUGCCCGUGUAAAUUAAGUUUCAUUUAUGUUAUUUCAUCGACACGAUCACCGGCCAAACGAGGAAGCACACCGCGGUGCGCCGCGCCGCGGCUCUCUUUAAUCAGCUUUGUUAAUCAGUGUGUGUCAAGAUUACCCUACAUAUCGUCCCACCGGUGGAUUCGUCCGCCAAGUAUUGCGGUUGAAUUAAAGCAACAAGUAGCCGCAGAAGUGCCUUUCUUCCCUCCCUCAGUGAUGUCAAGCUUAAUCGAGCGUCAAAACCUCUUUCUUUCAACGUCGCCUGCCGGACUUCUUUCCCGGCGUCGUCACCGCCUCAGUUUUUUUCUCCGUAUUACCAUUCAAAAAAGCGUUGCCGUGAUGACGGACAGGUGGAUCGCAGGACGAGCGCCGGUUUGCUGGAGUAUCUCGUUACGGCAACUCGAACAGCGCAGAAUGUCUCAAAGAGGAUGUCUUCUACUGCUGCUGCUCGGUCUGGCAGUGCUGAGAGAGUCAUCAUCUACAUUUAGCGAUACCGUUCACGAGAGCGAAUCUUCUCGCCAGGCACCACAUCACAGGCAGAAGAGAGUCUUAUGGUUCACGAACGAUGGACGGAUCGCAUUGCCACCCGGUACCGUCAUGACGAUCACGCCAACAUUGGCAUUGCCCUUCGUUCGGCAUCCUCCUUAUGGCUUCCUCAGCAAUAUGACUAUCAGCUUGCCGUUCACGAUCGAUUUUGACAAGCUGGGCCUGACGGAUAACGAAAACCCAUACGGUGCUCUGCCGUCGAGUUUCGACAGGAAGCUGAAGAGCCGGCAGGCCGGCAUGAUGAUGGCUGACUUCAUCGCAGCAUUUAUCAAGCGUAGAUUACACAAGCGAGACAUAACAGAUGUGCCAAAAAAUGCGUUCCAUGGCGGCGAGCGAGCUCUACUCUAUGUCACUGCUGAGGAUAUGCUGUCCACGCUGGGAAUGAACGGGAAGGCAUGCCUAUUGAGAGCAAUUUGCGAAGUCCAGGGACAUCAUCUGAAUAACUUCGGGCUUAUCGGCGAGAUGCUGAAGUUGUUCUUUACCGCUAGCCGAUCGCCGUUUGCAAAUCUCCUCAAAGAAUACGUCGAGGCAGAAAACCGUGGGAAAUUUCACGGCGAGUGCUGGCCCUACUUCAAGGACUGUCCAAAAUCCUUAUUUCUGCCAUCCAACAACAAAUAUCAGAAAGAUUCGUUUCACGACGAGGAGAAUGAGGAAGACGAACAUUGGAAUCAAAUCUCUAACGAAGAGCCUCUCACAAGGAUAUCAGGGCAGAACACGAAGGACACCGUACAUCCCAUGUAGUUUUAUAAUCACUGUAUGUAAUUAUACAAUUAUAAUUGUUCUCGAUGGUCCUCACACGGCCCUUUUUCUCCCGAUUCCACAGAUUCUCUAACAAAUUAAGUUGAAGUAAAGUUAGAACUCUAUCUUAAAAAAUGAAGGACAGUCGACUUAUCCUCGUUACUGAAGUUAAUUGCAUCUUUGUUCAGUCUGUAGUUAUCUAAACUCAUUGCGUAAGAAAAAAUAUUGCUUAAUUACAAUAUAAAUCCGAAAUUACAAUUAUUGCUCAUUAACGCGUUGUAAAUAUCUUUUGAGAAAAAAGAAGAUUUUUGUAAAGAGAGCCUGCUAAACAACUAACAGGGCUGUGUGACAAAAGGAUUACCAUUAUCGUGAUCAUGAUAAUGUGAUAAAUUGAAUUUAUAUCCGAACAUAAGAAAUUGUUAAAAGUUUUGGCUAGUCGUCGGCAUUGUAAAAUGUAUGACGCUCGUUGUAAAUAUAUAACGAUCGUUGUUUUAAGUAUUUCGUUGUUUUACGUACAGCGUGAGAAUACUUUGAUCUAGCCAUAUAACUGCAUGUAUAUACGAUACAACUGUUUGUACAGGAUCACGAAGAGAGGCACGGACAAACAAUAAAGUAUUGGUUUCGUGCGUUUGUGUGAUUAUCUAGG